AUGUCUCCAGGUCCUGGUUCUGUUAGCAGUGCAGGUAUCGAGCUUCUGCAGGCGCUCCAAAUUUAUGCUCCCAAGAGGGGUGAUCAUUGCGUGAGCACUGCGUGCCAUUCUGGGAAGAGGGGCCUCACAUCUUGCGCGAGUGGAAGAGCCUUGCAAGGCAGACUCCAGUCAAUCCCUACUGCUGGUUCGGGUGGUGGGGUGAUGGUGCUUCUCACAGAGGCAAAAAUGCUCAGCGGUAUUCGUUCUGCGAAAGUUGAGUUUAGAGCAAAUGGGUUGCCAGAAGUUGGGAGCUCGCAUCUCCCACCGAUGCCUGGCCCGGGACGCUGUGACCGCAGCUGCCAGCACUGCCGCGGUGCUCAUCGGGUUGCUGCUGCCAACAGUUUUUCUCAGGAAAUUGAAAAUUUCAGUUUAAGACAAGCCAUCCGAGAGAGGAAUAUUCAGUGGAUAGAUUCUUACCAAUCAGAUAGUCUACGUCCUCUACAGCGUACAAAAAGGACCUGGAUUAUCACCACCAUUCCUGUUCAAGAGGAGGACAAAGGACCGUUCCCAAAAUAUGCUGGAGAGCUGUUCAAUAGCAAAUCAUUGAAUACAUCAGUAAAAUACUUAAUCAGUGGACCUGGGGUAGAUGAAUCUCCAGAGAUUGGAUUGUUUUCUAUAGAAGAUGAUAUAAAUGGACGUGUGUAUGUACAUCGUACCAUUGACAGAGAAAAGACCCCAACUUUUCAGAUACGUUUCGAUAUUGUGUGCAGAAAAACUGGUGAACCAUUGGACCACCCUUUAUUUUUCAAGAUAAAGGUUAAAGAUAUUAAUGACAACGCACCUGAGUUUCCCAAGGAGGAAUAUAGUGUUACAAUAAGAGAGAACCACAGUAAAGAUAAGCCAGUUUUCCAAGUUACUGCCUCGGACAAAGAUGAAGACGGCACUGCAAAUUCUCAGGUGUCCUAUUCUCUAAGUAUGCAAAUGCCCAUUCCAGAUGGAUUCACAUUUAAUAUUGAUCCUACCACAGGAUCAAUACUUCUGACAGGAUGCCUGGAUUAUAAGACUGCCAACUCUUUCAAACUUCUGAUUAAAGCCAGUGACCAUGGAACGCCCCAGCUGUCAUCUACUGCAACAGUGAAUGUAGUUGUUGAAGAUGCAAACAACCACCUCCCUGUAUUUACUAGUGAUAAUAUCCUAGUUUUGAUCCAUGAAGACCUCAGCGCCUCUACACCUGCUUGCCCACUAACUCAGUACAUGCUGAUGGGGCAGUUGGGUGUGGUAGCAAUGCUUCUGCUGGCACAUUCUCUGUGGGUGCUUGUAGAGCAUUUGCUGUAUGAACGGGAGCAAUUGAGCUUGCUGGCAGGAAGAGGGCUCCGAGGAGUUAAAAGCUGUAAACGGUACCAGCUACAGAUUUCAGCAGGUCAAGAACAUCCAGCUGUACUACGGCUCCAAGUGGAAGAUAAAGACUUUCCCAACACUCCAGCUUGGAGAGCAAAAUACAGAUUAACAAAAGGCAAUGAAAAGGAACAGUUCACCAUUGAGACAGAUCCAGACACAAAUGAAGGCAUUCUGAAUAUUAUCAAGCCUCUCGACUAUGAAGAUGGCUCUGACAUGAGACUCGUCAUUUCUGUAGCAAAUGAAGAACCUUUCUUCUCAUGUAAAAAUGGUAUUGUGAUGAUCUCAAGCCUAGAAUCCAUGAAUACAACUGUGAACAUAAAGGUCUUACAGUCACAAAGUGCUCCUAGGUUUCAUCCUCCUAUGCUUAUUGUCCAAAAAGAAGAUUCAAUGAAGCCUGGGAGGGUAUUUAGAAGGUAUCCUGCCACAUAUCCAGAUGGUGUGCCAAAUAAGAUAAAAUAUGAACUAGCCCAUGACCCAGAUGGUUGGCUGAGUGUGGAUGAGAAUUCCGGAGUUCUUACUGUGGCAAAAGAGUUUGAUCAAGAAUCCUCUUAUGUGAACAACAGCCUGUACACCAUCAUUGUUCAUGCCAUUGAUCAUGGUGUUCCACCACAGACUGGUACGGGCACCAUCCUGCUUUACUUGUCUGAUAUUAAUGGUCAUAUGCCAACAUUAGUGGCUCCUUUUUUAGAUGUAUGUGACAAAAAAGUAGGGACACCGCUCAUUAUAAAAGCUAAGUCUGCUCCGGUCUAUUCACAUUCUGGGCCAUUUACAUUUGAGCUGGCUGAGGACUCCGAAGAUAUGAAGCAUAACUGGAAAUUAGGAAGGAACUUUGGGCAAUCAGUUGAACUUUUAAUGUUAAGAAGCCUUCCACAAGGUAGCUACUUGGUGCCCAUGAUUAUUCAGGACUGGCAAGGAUUUUCUACAAAGCAGAAUCAGCACGUUAGGCUCUGCUUUUGCACAGAUGGACAUACAUGCGAAGAUUCAUCACUUCCACAAGCAGCAGUGAGACUUGGAGGUGGUGCCAUUGCAGUAAUAAUGACGGCUUUCUUAUUACUACUGGUUUCCAGUAUUCUACUUUGCUGGUUUUACGUGCCAGGAUCUAAAAGCAAAGCCAUUGUUCUACCUCAAGAAGGUGAACAGAGUUUAAUCAACUAUAAUGAAGAGAGCAGGAUCUCUUUAUCUCAAGCUAAACUGGAUAUUACAGAUUAUGCUGCUCUACCACCUGUUUCUGUUGAGACUGGAAAAGAAGUGAUUGCUGAGGACAGCCUGUGUGCUAAUUGCGAGACAUUCCAACUAAGACACCUUGAUUGCAUUAUACGGACAGUGGACAGAACACUGGGUCAGAAACUGUAUUACCAAAACACACUGGAAGAUUACGGGUCCAUCUAUAAACCUUACAGCUAUGCUGAGGAAGGAGGACUAGAGCGAAGUGACUCCUUCUGCUCUGUCUCCAUUGGCAGUGAGGACUUGCCUGUUGAUUUUUUGAACACUUUGGGACCAAAAUUUUCUGCUCUGGAAGAAAUCUGUCAGAAGUGA
Opisthocomus hoazin is the source of this 2913-nucleotide messenger RNA. The record is from RefSeq and is a predicted model, not a curated record. Lineage: Eukaryota; Metazoa; Chordata; Aves; Opisthocomiformes; Opisthocomidae.